GAGGGACGGAAUUGUAUGGCGGCGACAAAAUAGCCCAGCGACUUCAUCCAUACACUUUGAAGCUCAAGACCGAUCACUCAAGAUGGCGUUGCUAGUUGAUAAACACCGACCGCGCUCGCUGGACUCUCUGACAUAUCACCCAGAGCUUUCCUCACGACUAAAGUCCCUGGCACAAAGCGGCGACUUCCCACAUCUACUGAUCUACGGACCAUCAGGCGCAGGCAAGAAGACACGCACGAUCGCAACCCUGAAGGAAUUGUACGGCCCUGGAGUAGAGAAGAUCAAGAUCGACGCCCGAGUUUUCCAGACGACGAGCAACCGGAAGCUGGAGUUCAACAUUGUCUCCUCCGUGUACCACUUGGAGAUCACACCGUCGGAUGUGGGCAACUAUGACCGCGUCGUCGUCCAGGAGCUGCUCAAGGAGAUCGCGCAGACGCAGCAGGUCGAUCUCUCGGCGAAGCAGCGGUUCAAGGUGGUGGUGAUCAACGAGGCGGACCACUUGACGCGCGAUGCGCAGGCGGCGCUCCGACGGACCAUGGAGAAAUACAGCCCCAACCUCAGACUCAUCCUCCUGGCCAACAGCACCUCGAAUAUCAUUGCGCCGAUCCGAUCCCGCACCCUGCUGGUCAGGGUCGCUGCGCCCACGGAAAAGGAUAUCUGCGCGGUGUUGCGGACGGCGGGCAAGAAGGAGGGGUGGCCAGAGGCGGAUGGGCUGAAUCAGAGGAUUGCGAAGGAGAGUAAUCGGAACCUGCGCCGCGCGCUGCUGAUGUUUGAGGCCAUUUAUGCUCAGAAUGAGAAGGUCACUGACAACACGCCAAUUCCACCUCCCGACUGGGAAGCAUUGAUUGCGCAAACUGCGGAUGAGAUUCUGGCGGAACGGUCACCGGCUCAGUUGUUGCGAGUCCGCUCCCGUCUGUAUGAUCUGCUGACGCAUUGCAUACCGGCUACUACCAUCCUCAAGACCUUAACCUUCCAGCUCGUCGGCAAAGUGGACGAUGCUCUCAAGCCCGACGUCAUCAAGUGGUCGGCUUUCUACGAGCACAGAAUCACCCAGGGCAGCAAAUUGAUCUUCCAUCUCGAGGCAUUUGUUGCCAAGUUUAUGCGCAUUUAUGAAAGUUACCUCAUGGGCAUGGAGUUUUAAAAGGGACUAGAAUAACAAACAAUGGACGAGUAAUGAAUCAAUUGUACUAUAACGGGUCGUUAUUUCCAUAAAUAAGGCGUUCUGUGAUAGCGUAAAUGACCUUUUCUUCCUCUUUUAGGCAUAGCGGAAGCUUUAUUCCGUUGUUCUGCGCAAGACAUCAUGUAGAUCAUCUACAAACUUCAAUACUCACCAGGUGGAUGGGAUUUUGGGCAAGAGAAGAGAUAGUAGGGGAGGUGGGAGGGGAACCUGGGGAUGACGCUCCAUUGGUUGAGAUAACUAGCCUCACACAAACAGCUUGCUGCGGAGUAGACUCUCUAGGUAUAAGCUGCAGCAUUAUCCAUGACUGACAUGGGGGUGCCCUGAAUGGGAGUUGGUAGCCACUGGCAAUUCAUCGACAGCUGAUCUUGGUUGACUGGGUCGAUUCACUUGACUACGUCAUAGCUCGUAUACAUAUUCGAGCACCACCUCGCAGGCGGAUCCCCC
Molecule: messenger RNA, 1624 nt
Organism: Aspergillus aculeatus ATCC 16872
Lineage: Eukaryota; Fungi; Ascomycota; Eurotiomycetes; Eurotiales; Aspergillaceae
Product: replication factor C subunit 5
Exons: 6
Coding region: 83-1141 (352 amino acids)
Biological process (GO): DNA-templated DNA replication; DNA repair
Cellular component (GO): Elg1 RFC-like complex; Ctf18 RFC-like complex; nucleus
Molecular function (GO): DNA clamp loader activity; DNA binding; ATP hydrolysis activity
Source: RefSeq, a predicted model, not a curated record